AGAAAAACGACGAUUUGAUUUCACGAUCGAAACAAUGGAAAUUUCUGUUAAAGAAAUCGGAGAUUUAGUUAUCGAAGGAAAGACUAAACGAGUCUUUAAUCUAAAAACCAAUGAUUCUCUGGUUUUUGUUCUUUCAAAAGACAGAAUAACAGCCGGCGAUGGACUCAAAGCACAUGAACUCAAAGGAAAGGCAGAGAUCUCGACGAAAACCAAUUGCGCGCUCUUCAGGUUUCUUCAGUCCAUAGGAAUUCCAACUCAUUUUGUCGAUCAAAUCAACAAAGAUUCUCAUCCCGAUUGGCAAAGAGCUUUCGUGGCCAGAAAAUGCCAAAUGGUUCCAAUCGAAUUUGUGGCCAGAAGAGUGGCCACCGGAUCUUUUCUUAAAAGACAUCCGAAUGUCGAAGAAGGAUUCCGCUUUUGUCCGCCGAAAUUGGAAACAUUCUUCAAAGACGACGCGAAUCAUGAUCCGUUUUGGUCGGAAGAGUCGUUGGUUUCGGCGAAUCUGAAGAUCGGAAAUGUGGUUAUAAAGGAGAAACACGUCCAGAGAAUGUUGUCGACCACAAGAGUCGUCUUCGAAGCCAUAGAAAGAGUUUGGCAAACUGCGGAUCACGCGCUAAUCGACAUGAAAAUCGAAUUCGGAGUUUUGGCCGACGGAUCCAUUGUCGUCGCAGAUGUCAUUGACAACGAUUCGUGGCGUUUAUGGCCGUCGGGAGAGAAGAGAUUAAUGUUGGAUAAACAGAUUUAUCGCAAUCUUAAAGUCGAAGAAAUCGAUUCAAAAGCUUUGGAAGAAAUUCGCGGGAAAUUCGAAAUUGUCGCCCAAAGAACGCACCGAAUCUUCACCGACGUUCUGCCCACUUCCAACCAGUCGUCUGCUCCCGUAGUGGCCAUUUUGCUCGGAUCGUCUAGUGACCGCUCUUUUGCCGAAAAGAUUGUUUUUGCUUUGAAAGAGAAGUUCGGUAUAAAAGAGGUUUCAAUAGACGUUUGUUCGGCUCAUAAAGCGACCGAAAAAGCCAUAAGAGUUGUCCACAGAUUAGAACAAUCGCCGCGUUUGAGAGCUAUUAUAGCCGUCGCAGGAAUGAGCAACGGAUUAGGUCCAGUGACCGCCGGUUUGGCAACUGUUCCCGUUUUCUGUUGUCCUCCGACCGCUUCUGCCGACUCUUUGGCACUUGAUUUGUGGUCUUCGGUUCGAAUGCCGUCCGGAAUCGGAUGUUCGACUGUUUUGGGAGCGGAGAACGCGGCGCUGGCUUCGGCACAAGUGGUCGGAGUCGAUAAUCCGUGGAUUUGGAGUCGAAUUAGAGCUCAAAAACUGUCGAUUCGUUUAACAAUCGAAGAAAUGGAUUAAAAAUUAUUUUAAAAUAAAAACUUUUAUUCAAAA
Messenger RNA from Oppia nitens, 1372 nucleotides. RefSeq names its product bifunctional phosphoribosylaminoimidazole carboxylase/phosphoribosylaminoimidazole succinocarboxamide synthetase-like (gene Paics). Gene Ontology annotation, biological process: 'de novo' IMP biosynthetic process. The record is from RefSeq and is a predicted model, not a curated record. The coding region runs from base 35 to 1339 and encodes 434 amino acids. NCBI's taxonomy places the organism in Eukaryota, Metazoa, Arthropoda, Arachnida, Sarcoptiformes, Oppiidae. Gene Ontology annotation, molecular function: phosphoribosylaminoimidazolesuccinocarboxamide synthase activity. The transcript has 4 exons.